GGCGUGGUCGGUGUGCGUGACGCAGAGACUGAGUGCGCAUGACAGGUAGUGACUCUGGGUCUCUGCUGUGUAGGGAAGCAAAGGGAGGCUAGUAAAGCAAGUGACAAUUAUUCUAAAAAUGGCCGAAGUCGAGGAAACACUGAAACGGAUCCAGACCCAAAAAGGAGUUCAGGGGAUCAUCAUCGUCACAGCAGAAGGAAUCCCCAUCAGAAGCACUCUGGACAACGCCAGUACUGUUCAGUAUGCCGGCCUCAUCCAGCAGCUGGUGAUGAAAGCACGGGUAACUGUGAGGGAAAUGGACCCCCAGAAUGACCUCACCUUCCUCAGGAUCCGCUCCAAGAAAAAUGAGAUCAUGAUCGCUCCAGAUAAGGAUUAUUUCCUCAUUGUGAUUCAAAAUCCGACUGACUGAAGAGAACCCAUCAUCCUUUUUUAAAUACAUAUUAAAUACGUUUUUUUUUCUUAUUAUUUAAAUGUUUCUGUUGCAGAUUCUUUAGGAACACUACCUGAAAAUAGAGGAUUUCUUCGUGGUCAGGAUCCAUUGGAGGUUUUGACAGUGUUUUUGACAGGUUUUGACAGCUUAUGUACAUUUAAACCCAUAAUUCUAGUGCCAUUUCUUUAAAUAAAUCUGAAAUGUUAUUAGUUGAUCUUCAUCUUCAUUGACUUCACCUUAUUGUAAAGGAUACAUCAUAUUAUGAAGAUAAUAUGAAAUAUUCAGUUUAUGAUGCAAAUUAAUUUAAUUCUAACCCCAAGAUUAACUAUUGUCCGUCCUGUCCCCUAUUUUUUAUUUGACCAUCAGUAAUAUAAAGACUGUUGUGCCGUUCUUUGUAAAUCAAGCCUUUCCACAUUUUUAAUAGGGCUUUUGCAGAAUAUUCCAGACUGCAGUGAUUGUGUCUGAUGUAAACCUUUUUAAGUUGUGUUGACAUGCUGCUAGUGACAUUAGGCAUCAUUUUGUAUUGUUACUGAUUAUUUUGUACCGUUACAGGCAUCUCUGACCCAUUGUAAAUAUACUCGAGUACUAAUACUUCUUCAUAAUCAUAAUACGUAUCACCUUAGAUAUAAAUCCCUUGUUUUCUUAACAUUCUUUUGAAAGAUCAUUGAUAAUGAUUAAAUAAAUGCAGGAACUUGGCCCUCA
Brienomyrus brachyistius is the source of this 1132-nucleotide messenger RNA. Its product is annotated as dynein light chain roadblock-type 1-like. The transcript is spliced from 4 exons. Lineage: Eukaryota; Metazoa; Chordata; Actinopteri; Osteoglossiformes; Mormyridae. The record is from RefSeq and is a predicted model, not a curated record. Gene Ontology annotation, biological process: microtubule-based movement. Bases 119 to 409 code for a protein of 96 amino acids. Gene Ontology annotation, molecular function: dynein intermediate chain binding. Gene Ontology annotation, cellular component: cytoplasmic dynein complex; centrosome; cytoplasm.